AAGUUAUGUCAAAAUUCAUAUCGAUAUGGUGCACAAUGGUGUUAGACAUGCAUGUGAUAUUUGCGGGAAGAAAAGCUUAACUAAAAGUAAUCACAAAAACCACAUCGAUUCAGUACACAAUAGAGUCACUCAUGCAUGUGAUAUAUGCCAAAAGGCAUUCUCAGACAAAAGUAAUCUCAAGAAGCACAUCGACUCGCUACAUAAUGGUAUCACUUACGCGUGUGAUACAUGCGGAAAGUCAUCCUCAAAUAAAAGCAAUCUCAAGAUGCACAUCAUGACGGUGCACAAUAAUGUUAUAUAUGAAUGUGAUAUUUGCGGCAAUAAAUUUACAGCCAAAUAUAGUCUCAAAAUGCACAUAGAUUUGGUGCACAAUGGUGUCACACAUGCAUGCAAAACGUGUGGAAAGAAAUUCUCAAACAAAAUUCACCUUAAAAGGCACAUAGAUUCGGAGCAUCAUAAAAUCACGCAACCAUGUUAUAUAUGCGGAAAGUCAUUUACCCAAAAAAGUUCUCUCAAAAAACACAUGGAUUCAACAUUCUCAGACAAAAGUAGUAUUAAAAGACACAUCGACACGAUGCAUAUUGGUAUCUAUCAUACAUGCGAUAUAUGCAAAAAGAAAUUUUCAACUAAGACAGAUCUUCAGAUCCAUAUCGGUGGAAUGCAUCAUGGUACCACACCUGCACCCAGUACAAGCAGAAAAACUCCUUAA
Molecule: messenger RNA, 709 nt
Organism: Trichogramma pretiosum
Lineage: Eukaryota; Metazoa; Arthropoda; Insecta; Hymenoptera; Trichogrammatidae
Product: zinc finger protein 711-like
Exons: 2
Coding region: 26-709 (227 amino acids)
Biological process (GO): regulation of transcription by RNA polymerase II
Molecular function (GO): RNA polymerase II cis-regulatory region sequence-specific DNA binding; DNA-binding transcription factor activity
Source: RefSeq, a predicted model, not a curated record